Molecule: messenger RNA, 990 nt
Organism: Mytilus trossulus (common blue mussel)
Lineage: Eukaryota; Metazoa; Mollusca; Bivalvia; Mytilida; Mytilidae
Product: 3'-5' ssDNA/RNA exonuclease TatD-like
Exons: 2
Coding region: 1-990 (329 amino acids)
Molecular function (GO): hydrolase activity, acting on ester bonds
Source: RefSeq, a predicted model, not a curated record
AUGGAGGAUGAGCUUGAUUAUGGUCCAUUUGAUGGUGAAAUCCCUGAAAGAUUGGAGGAAGAUGCCAGGAUAAAAGGCAGUAGUAGGAAUCUGAGAACUGAGGAUGCCGAAAAUCUUAUAACAUUUGAAAAGGAAAUAUCCCUCUAUCAAUGCAGUAUCCAAAAGGCUAUUAUGGUUACUGAUUCUCAUUUCCAUUUGGAUAAGAUGAAACAACAAGCCAGAUUUUCUGGCUUACCGAUCUACAAAUGGAAAGAUGGAGAAUCAGUAUACCAAAUAAGACAUCUGAUUGCUAAUUAUGCCUUCCCAAGACGCUGGACAACAAUAGAAGAGAUUGGAGAAAUCAGGAGAGAUCGACGUAUAAGAAGUACUGCUGGUAUACAUCCACGGAUAGUGAAGGGGGAGGAGAUGAGUGUACUGAGUUCAUGGAUUACCGAUUUAGAGAUGUUAAUCUGUGUGAACAGAAUGAUUGCAGUUGGAGAAUGUGGGUUAGACUCCUCUGAUAAACCAAAUAGCAAAGAACUCAAGAAACAGGUCCACGUAUUUGAGGAGCAGCUUAAACUAGCUAAGAGGCAACAUCUUCCUGUGGUGAUUCAUUGCAGGGGAGACAAGAAAAUAAUGAAUAUGUGCAGGGAUUCAUUAACCAAUUUCCUAGAGGAAGAUCAUCCAAUACAUUGGCAUUGUUUUAAUGGUGACACUGAAGAAUACAGACAAUGUAAAGCCAUGUUUCCUAACGGUAAAUUUGGUAUCUCUCCGUUCCUACUCAUGGAUAACAAGUAUCCAGGAUAUAGAGCAACCGUUUGUGAGAUGAAGUUGGAGGAUCUAGUUUUGGAGACCGAUUCACCCUAUCUUAAACCUCAAGGACACCAUGAGGCAUCUCCUGGACUACUUAAGGAAAUCAUCUGGAAGCUCGCAUCCAUGUUUCACGUACACUCCGAGGAAAUAGCUAGGGUGACAACUCGGAAUGCCAGUCAACUGUAUAAUAUAAAUUAA